Molecule: messenger RNA, 1342 nt
Organism: Leptomonas pyrrhocoris
Lineage: Eukaryota; Euglenozoa; Kinetoplastea; Trypanosomatida; Trypanosomatidae
Exons: 1
Coding region: 194-1342 (382 amino acids)
Biological process (GO): translation
Cellular component (GO): ribosome
Molecular function (GO): structural constituent of ribosome
Source: RefSeq, a predicted model, not a curated record
AGCAUAAACUUUUUUUUUCUGUCUCUUUGUGUCUCUGUGUGUGUGUGCGCGGCUGUUAAAGAAGAGGUACCGCAAGCAGCUGCCGCGACGGUGCGCAUCGCAGAGAAAAACACGUUUCUCGGCUUCUGCGUUGACGAUUUUCAAGAAAGAGAUCGAGAGAGAAGAGAACAAAUCCCUCCUCCCCUCCCCGACGAUGCUGAACAAGUCGGCCGUAUUGCUGCGCCGUGGUAAGCCGCGCCCACGGGCGGGCAUGUUUCCUGACAAGUACCGCCGCGUCCCCGCCCUGUUGAAGCCCCAGCAGGGCGGUCAGCAGUACUUCAGCGACUUUCUCAUUCGCUCCGCGAACGACGCCGUGGAGCAGCAGCAGCAGCAGCAGCAGCAGCAAGCUGGCUACUACCACAGCUCCAUGGUGGGCGACGUCAGCGGCCAGCUUCGCAGUGGGGCUCGGCCGGAGCGUGCGGUGCGCGGGACGGCAGGGGAGGCCGAGGCGGCCCUGCACGGCGGGGCGGCAGCCGACGACCUCACCUCCCCGCGCCUGCCGCAGGCGGACUUGCAAGGCGUUCUGCACCGCAGCCGUCCGAGGACCAUUCAGGAGGAACUACAGCAGCUCGCGGCACAGGACGGUUUCACCGCGCAGCGUGGCUUUAACGAACGGGUGUGGUACGAGCAGGAGACCGCCGCCCUGCGCAGCGGCAAGGGCCCACAACACCAAGUUGCCGAAGGGAACGAAGGAGAAGACGAGCAGCAGGAGGAGGCGACGUCGUCGGCGAAGUCGACUGCCCUGCCACAGCGCAUUCUCGGUGACGACUACUUCCGGCACCAGUUUGGCUACUCCUUGUUAAAAGGGGAGGAAGAGGCGGCGGCGCCCGCGGACGGCCUCACCGCCUACGCCCAGCUCGACCUGUGGGGUGAACUGCCAAAGUACAACAAGGACUUUAUCUUUCUCUACCUCGUCUCGCGGCGGCGCAACACCUACGCCGUGGCCUACGACUACGGCGGGAAGCGACUGCUGAACACGUACACGGCGGGCAACCGCGGCCUGAAAGGCGGUGACCGGGGGUUUCGCGGCGACGGCUCCACCGACAACGGCCACCAAGUCACGAGCAUGUACCUGAACGACCUGCUGCCGAAGGUGCGCGAGGCGCGGGCGGCGAGUGGACAUCCGCUCGGUCGUGGGGAGAAGGUGGACCUUGUUGUGCGGGUGAUGGGCUUCUAUAACGGCCGUCAAGGCGCGGUGCGUGCGGUGCAGGACCGCAGUGCGGACUAUCGCGUGCGAUACCUGGAGGACAUCACGCCGUUCCCGCUGAACGGGCCGAAGAUGCCGCGAGGCGUGUUCCGUUAA